Triticum aestivum (bread wheat) is the source of this 462-nucleotide messenger RNA. RefSeq lists its product as uncharacterized. NCBI's taxonomy places the organism in Eukaryota, Viridiplantae, Streptophyta, Magnoliopsida, Poales, Poaceae. The transcript has 5 exons. The coding region runs from base 139 to 462 and encodes 107 amino acids. The record is from RefSeq and is a predicted model, not a curated record.
UCUCGUGCCGCUGCCCGCCCCCGCCCCCCUCCGCCGCGCACGUGCCCGCCCGCCGCCCUGAGCGUGUCAUACGACCGCCGGAGGUCUCUCCGCCCUCGAUCGUAUGUCUUCCUAAGUAUGCCCGCGUGAGGGAGAGAGAUGGAGAUGGUGCUCCGACCGACGCCAUGGAGGUCACAAGAGACCGCCGACGCCUCCCUGCUGUGGGCCGACGCCACGCAUGGAUGUUGGAGCCGGCGAGGUACACGACGGCUCCACCUGCGCCUCCCACAGCAGCAACUCCUAGCCGAGGUUUUGAGAUCUUUGCUUUCCCAUGCAACCAGUUUGGUGGGCAGGAACUUGGCAUUGAUAAGGAAAAUGUUCAGAUUGAUUUCUGACAAGGUUUUUUGGUUUCGUCGCUCCUUUGUUAUAUGGAAGAAGACUUCAUGUAUAUAUGAUCAUUCAGUCACAGUUUCUGUAUUUUAG